Messenger RNA from Archocentrus centrarchus (flier cichlid), 7488 nucleotides. It is a transcript of the gene fyco1a, whose product is annotated as FYVE and coiled-coil domain autophagy adaptor 1a. The record is from RefSeq and is a predicted model, not a curated record. Gene Ontology annotation, biological process: plus-end-directed vesicle transport along microtubule; positive regulation of autophagosome maturation. Gene Ontology annotation, cellular component: late endosome; autophagosome; lysosome. Gene Ontology annotation, molecular function: metal ion binding. The coding region runs from base 218 to 4762 and encodes 1514 amino acids. Lineage: Eukaryota; Metazoa; Chordata; Actinopteri; Cichliformes; Cichlidae. The transcript is spliced from 19 exons.
CUGAAUUUCGAUUUCUCAAUGGGCUGUUUGCCUGUCAAUCGGGACACAUCCAACAAGUUUGUGUGCACACAUGAAAGGCUCUGAGUUGGUUGUUAUGGGGUUGACUUAUACCUCCGAAAUUAUCUGAGGCCUGUACUGCAAAGCAGGAUUUCAUCUUACACAGCAGACUUGAUGUGACCCUGUGACCCCUGGUUGCCAGGGAGCAAGCGGUGGGGCCAUGGCUGCGGGGACUAGGGUCGAGGAGAAUCAGCUCCAGAGGAUUAUCCGAGAUCUGCACGAGUCUGUCGCAGAGCUUGCAAAGGAAUACAGCGAAACUGGGGAGCCAAUCACCGAUGACAGCACUAAUCUCCACAAAUUUGCCAACAAACUGGAGUACCUGCUGCAGUUUGACCAGAAAGAAAAGACCACAUUUCUUGGCACAAAGAAGGACUACUGGGAUUACUUCAGUGAUUGUCUGGCUAAGAUCAAAGGAGCCAAUGAUGGUAUCCGCUUUGUGAAAUCCAUCACUGAGCUAAAAACCUCUCUGGGGAAGGGAAGAGCAUUUAUUCGCUACUCCCUCGUGCAUCAGCGACUGGCUGACACACUGCAACAGUGCCUAAUGAACCAAAGAGUCACCAGUGACUGGUACUAUGCAAGAAGUCCUUUUUUGAAGCCCCACCUUAGUGUUGACAUCAUCAAUCACUUGUACGAGCUCAACGAAGUCCAGUUUGAUGUGGCAUCCAGAGGCUAUGACCUUGAUGCCUCCUGGCCAACCUUUGCAAGAAGGACACUGGGAAGUGCAAACUCACCUGGCCAUAUGUGGAAGCCGCCCAGUCGCAGUUCCAGUAUUAACAGUUUGGCCAGCACUUACUCCCAGCAAGCGUCUGAGUUCCUUUCCAGCCCUGACUAUGGUCAGGGUCUGCUGAAUGACCUGAAUGAGUCUCUGCCUCCCUGCAGGGAAGAUGUCAGCGCAGUUGAAGACCUUCGCCUAGAGCUGGAUUGUUCAGAACUGAAGCAGCGACAGCUCCAAGAUAAGAUGGAGCAACUAGGUGAGGAGAGUGAUGAGCUCAGAAGAGUUGUUGUAGAUCUGCAGAGGCAGCUGGAUGUGUCACUUGCUCUCAAUGAGCAACAAAAGGGCUUGCAGGAAGAAUUAAAGGCUCUGGAGCUGAGAGAGGCAGCUUUGUCCAGAGAGGUCGAAGCACUCAGAACUGGGGAAAAAGCCACAGAGGCUGAGCAGCUGCUGCUUCAGGAAAAGCUGGCUGCUGCUGAAGGGAAGAACAUAGAGCUCAUGGCCAAGUUGGAUGGGUUUCUUAAUGAGAAGGGCCAGCAAGCAGCCAGGUCCUUUGAUUCUGCACAGAAGAUACAUGAGUUGCUGGACAGAGUGAAAGAGGCAGAGAAAGGGAAGAUGGAAGCUGUAGCUGAGGUUGAGGAGAAGAGGAGACAGUCAGAAAGGCUAGAGGAAGAGCUUAGAGUCAAAGAGGCAGCUGCAAAGGAUGCUGAAACAAAACUUGGAGCAUUACUGACAUCUGUGUCUGAGGAGAAAGUCAAGUUGGAAGAAAAAGUGGAGGAGCAGUGCUGUGCCCUUGACAAGUUGCAGGGGGCUUUGUCAUUGAAAGAGAAGGAGGCUAGCAAUCUACAGAGGCAACUGCAAGACCUCCAAAGAUCUCUAGAGGAGAAAGAGAAAGAGGUAGUAGAAGUGAAGAAGAGGGCGCAAGAAGAUAAAGAAGAGAUCCAGAAAAAUAUUGGUGACUUGAAAGAGUCUUUAAAAGCAGAAGUCGCUUCCCUUACAGAACAGCUUAAAGGAAAAGAGGCAGAGCUCGCCUCCAGCUGUGAGACACUACAACAGCUACAAGCCAAGAACCAGAGCCUGAUUACAGAGAGGGACAAAAUGAAUACUAGCAUUGCUGAGCUAGAGGGGAGCAUCAAAGAACAAGCCAUGAAGACAGAAGACUACAAGAUGCAGUGCUCCAAUCUAAUGGAACUAAAUGAGAAGCUACUGACCACAGUAAAGAAAAAUGAGGAGCUGAAGAAGGACAUGGCAGAAAACAGAUCAGGGCUUGAGGCUGAAUUAGCAGCUUUAAGGGCUUCUGAGAAACAACUUAGAGGCCAGCUGGAUGAUACCAAGAUGACAGUGGAUGAAAAAGAGAAGCGACUGCGUGAAGAGAACUGUAAGCUGGAUGAAAGUCUGCAGCGAGCCACCAUGGCUGCAAAGCUCUCAGAGACCACAACAAAGCGGCUGGAGCAGGAGAACCAGAGUCUGAGGGAGGAGCAGGACACUGUGAAAGCAGCUCUUGACCGCAUGCAGGCAGACUUGAAGAAUGUUCACGGGCAAAUUGGAGAGUUGGAAAAAAACUUGGGAGCUUCACGCAAGAAUGAAGCCAGUCUUCAGGAACAGCUCCAAAUCAAAAGGGCCCAGUUUGAGAGUAAAGAGAAUGACCUUGUUAAGUUGCAGUCCAGGCUAGAAGAUUUUGAGGGCAAGGAGAAGGAACUUGAGAAUGCCAAAGCUAAUGCGGAAGCCACCUGUGCUAAACAGGCAGAAAUGAUUGAAAGACUGACCUCUGAGAAACAGGUGAUGGAGAUGUCUCAGUUGGAGAGGAGUGCAGUCCAAGCCAAGGAAAAUCAGGAAAUAACAGGGAAAAUAGCUGUGGUUGAAGGUCAGUUAGAAGUUAGCAUGAAAGAAGUGUCCAGGCUCCAGGCGGAGGUCCUGGACCUUAGGGUGCAGGUGCAGAGAUCUGAGGAAGAAAAGCUAAAAUCAAAAGCACAGCUGGAGGUGACAGAAGCCCAAAGAAAUGAGCUCAGGACUCUGACUGAGCAACUUAAAUCCCAGGCAGAGGCACUGAAUCAGAAGCAUGUUGCAGAGCUCAUGGAAUGCAGAAAGAACGAAGAGGCGCUCACUGAAAAGCAUGACCGUGAAGUAGCUGCCCAUGCUGAGCUAGCUAUAUCUGCAGCUGCCAUGCGAGAAGAGUUGUCCACCCUCAAGGCAGAAAAUAGUAGGCUGGCUUUAGAGAACAACGAGAUACGUGAGGGUUUGCACAGGGCAAACACCGAGAUGGCAGAACUGGGGAUGACCAUCUGUAAGCUCAGCACAGAAAAAGAGGAGGUCAGAGAGAACUGGGAAGGAAAUUCUGCAAAGAUUACAGAGCUGGAGAAAGAUGUAGAACGACUAGAGAAGUGCAUGGAAGAACUACAGCUGGAGAAUAACAGUUUAAGAAAGGAGCUAACACAGAAAGAAACACUUCCACAGACUAUCAUGAAGCUCCAGGAAGAACUAGAAAAGACAAAGAACCAAGUCCAAACCAUCAAGGACCUCAGCCGAGAGGAGAUGGCAGCCAGCAAGUUCCAGAUGAGCUCAGAGAGCAUGAAUUAUCAAGUCCAGAUAAAGAGUUUGAACGAACAGUUGGACAAGGUGAAGGCUGAGCUGCAGGAGGAGCAGAGAAACAAGUCUAGCUUGCAGACUAAAGUGUCUGAACUAGAGGCUGAAACUGAGGAUUACUUGCACCUAACUGGCGAGAAAGAUGCUCACAUCACAAAGACAGAAGCAGCCAUUCGUGAGAAUGAAAGCGAGAUUCAGCAACUCAAAGAUGCAGCAACCAGUGCUGAAGAAGCGCUCUUCGCUGCACAAAAGACCUGCGAGGAAUUAAAGGAGAAAUUGAAGACAACGGAAGCUGACAAACAAAGCGAGUAUCUGAAGAUGACUGCAGAGAUCGAUGACCUCAAUAAAACCAAGACCACCCUUGAAGAGCGGCUGAUCGAGCUCUUAAAGGACAAAGAUGCUCUGUGGCAGAAGUCAGAUGCUCUGGAGUUUGAGCAGAAACAGCGAGCUGAGGAGCGUUGGUGGCUGGUGGAUCAGGAGGUCAAAAACUGUCUCGACUGCAAAAGCCAGUUCAAUUGGUGGACGCGCAGACAUCAUUGCAGGCUUUGUGGCCGCAUCUUCUGCUACCACUGCAGCAACAACUAUGUUAUGACCAAGCAAAGUGGGAAAAAGGAGCGCUGCUGCAGGGACUGCUACACCCAACAUAGUGCAGUGGUGGAAAGGUUCACAGCGGCAGAGCUAAGCCCUUCAGAUGUGCAGCCUCCUCCACCCGGAACUGGACCUCAACCACCCACUGAACCAGUUCCAUAUGUACCAACUCCCAGGGUAACAGUGUCUGAUCCCAGUAGCAGACUGGAGGAUGGAGCUUUUGACAUCAUUACAGAAGAGGAAGUGAAUGGUGUGUACGACAGUGAUACUACCUCUCAGACCACUGCAGGGUCCCUGGAGGGAGAACAAGACCGCAGGCAUCCAGGAGCACUAGAUUUAAGCACAGGAGAAGUGACCCCUGAUGACGAGCAAGUUUCCACUGUUCAGGAUUCAGAGAUCAACCUUCUCAAAUCGGGAGAAGUCACGGUGGCUGUACCUCUCAGCAUCGAUGAUAUCUCUAAGUUUGGUGACAGUUCCAGGGAGCUCUUUAUCAAGUCCAGUUGCUACAGUGUUAUUACUAUUGCUGUGGAUGACUCUGGGCCAACUAUAAGCUGGAUGUUUUCCUCCGAGCCCAAAAGCAUCUCCUUUAGCGUGGUUUACCGGGAAUCUACUGACAUUCCAGUGCAACAAUCAAAGGUCCUGAUUCCUCUCACUCGCUGCAUUUCUCAUAAAGAAACCAUUCAGGGACAGCUGAAAGUGCGGCACCCUGGCCUCUACACACUCAUCUUUGACAACUCCUUUUCACGGUUUAUCUCCAAGAAAGUUUUCUACCAUCUGACCGUGGAGAAGCCCAUAAUCUAUGAUGGAAGCGACUGCCCCUGAAGUGCUCACAGGUUGCCACAGAGGCAUAAUCCUGAUGUCACUGUCACACCUAAAGGAGAACUGGCAUGAUGGCUAAUUGCUGACCACUUCUCUUUAGUGUCCCAAACCAAGUAUAUUUUUCCAAAAAAUACUCUAUACCAUUUAACAGUGCAGUGUUGGUGUUUUGUGAUUUGCUCAUUGGUAAACUGUGGCCUACGUACAAUGUUGUCAAGUUAUCAUGAAAGGAUUUAGAAGGAAAACUAUUUAUGCAACUUUAAAAAUUUUUUUUAAAUAUGCACCAAGUAAAUAUGCAUGCCUUUAGUUCAUGUAUUUUUAGUUGAUUAAGCUGUUAUUUCUCUUGCCAAGUUUGGUAGUUUUAGUUUUACUUCUCUUUUAGCAAAUAUUUUAUGUUAGGGAUUGCAGGUAACUAUGAGUAACAGUAGUAUGAAAUUUGACUGUUCAUAGGCAACAAAUACAGAUGAGGACAAAAUUUUUAGUGCCCCAUGAAAUUUUUUUUAAGUAUUUCCCAAAUGCUGUUACACGGAGCAAGGAAUUUUUGACAUAGCUUUUCCAAACAAUGUCCUUCACAUAUCCUUCCUUCCACCUUGACAAGAUUCCCGGUUCCAGAUGCACUGAAGCCUCCGCACAGCAUAAAAUUCCCACCUCUGUGUUUCACUGUAGGGAUGAUGUUCUUUGGGUUGUAUGACUCUCCCUUCUUUCUCCAAACAUAUGCAGCGUCUCUGUGACCAGAGACCUCUGUUUUUUUUUCUUGGUCUGCAACCUAGCAGUCUAUUCCUACUACAGCUGAUUUGGCUAAGUCAAUGAUUAGCGUCUUGGCAGAUGUUCUGGGGGUCUUUAAACACAUCUCUCACUACCUCCGCCAGGCUUGUACGGUACUGUGUGGCUCUUUGAAUUGAUGAUACUUCUCUCCAGUUCCUGACACUUGGAAAUGCUGCGAAAACUUUGUAUAUCCAGCUGCUGCUUUGAGAGCAUCGACAAUUCUUUUUCUUAAGUCUGAACUGAUUUCUUUUGUUUUUGGCAUGAUGCUUUCUCAAGUGAGAGCUCAAACCCUUGCUGAUGUUUUUAAAUUGCAUUUAAAUUGGAAGAUAACCCUCAGUUUUAACUUGCUUUUACAGGCUUUGAGCAUUACAAAGUUGAAACACAUCGUUGCACAGCAGUGGUUUGUCCUAUGGCUCAAUGAAAAGGUCUGUUUUUAUAAUAUUGACCCUGGUUAUUUAUUUAUUUUUUUAAAUUAGUAUGUUAUUGUGUGCAACUAAUAAUAACGUAUGCUUUCUAAAGAAAACUAGUAUGCUUAGAAAUGCUACGUGGAAAACGCCUUGCUCUGUUAAAAAAGGACCUGGGAAAAUUUUGACAAAAACUUUAAAUUUCAUAGACGGGCUAAUAAUUUUGUCCUCAUCUGUACCUGCAAAGAUUGUCUAUGAAGACCCAGGAUGAUUUAUUUCUUUUUCUUUCUUUCUUUCUUUCUUUCUUUCUUUCUUUCUUUCUUUCUUUCUUUCUUUUUUUUAAUAUAUAUUUUGAGGUCAGUUUUAAAUGUUUUGUGCAAUCCUUAAACCAGAUGAAAUUUUGCAGACAAGUAGUUUGCUUGUGGCUUUUUCUUUUGACUUUUCUGACCAUGAUGUCAGCACUGUGGCAAGAAAGUAGCAAAACACAAAGAAAUUUAAGUGGCCUGGAAAAACACAGUUCCUGCUCCAUGGCACAGCAUGAGCACUUUGUGCACAUCUCAGGAGUUAGAAACACAGUUGCCCUUUAGCGGGUAUGUGUCACAAUUUUGUUUUUAUAAAACUUAAAGAAAAAAGAGGAAGAAAACUGCCAUUCUGCUUUCUAUGUAUGCAAAUUAUGGAAUAAGGUGAAGUAUUUGUACCUACUAAUACUUUACCUUAGCCCGCAGUAGUAAGUAGUUUGUUUUUUAAAUUACUUUAAAGUUUUAUAUUAAUUGUGUUGCUUUCAUAAGUGAACUGACGCACGAGACACGUAAGGCUUGUAGGACACAAAAAAGAUACACUAAAUUUAUGCUGUUUCUUCUCCAUAUUGGUAUCCAGGCUGCGACUCUACAUGACUGUAACUUUAAGUAUAUUGCUGACGAUUAACAGGCUACUCUACUUUCAAAGUGCCUUGUAAUUCUAAUUGCCAGGGAAUAUUUUGAUGUUUAAAUGAUACAUUUUCAUUUUUGUCGUCUUCUGUAGAAGCUUAAUUGAAGUGGUGUCUAUCUCUGGAAUCUUUUUGUUUUAGCUCUGGAUAAUAUUUUGUUUUGAUUUUACUCUUAGUGAUGAAAUGGAUUUGAAUAUUGUGUGCUGUUCAUUUCAUAUAUUUUUUUCUUUUUUAAGCAAGGCAAGGCAAUAAGGAAAAGCAUCUUUGGUCACUUUUGAACACAACCUUACACUCUGGGGCAAGCGAGGAUGCUGCUUUUUGUAGAGGCCUGUUUGCACUACAGUCGGAUCGAAUUUUUUUUAUCUUUGAUGGAUGGGUGGAAUUGGUGCAAAUUCUAUGCAAAGCAGAUGUUUUCUUUACAAAGCUGCACUUUGUGAUAAAUAUUUUAAAACUGUUACAAAUUAAAUGAAAAUCUGUUCAGUUUUUAUUAUUGUCAACAAUUCACAGGGAUAUAAUUUUUCUACGAGCUGUUUUUGAAUGAUUGUUUUGGGGGAAUAAAAUAUGUGGUACAGUGCUACAGAGACUGAGUGUAACUAAGACCUGUCUGUAAACAUGAAUAAAAUGAGAGUGGUGAUGUC